AAGCUGAAUGAUGACAGGGAGCAGGUGAUUAAGAAGAGGAAAAAGAAGGAGGUGAACAAUGUGGAAGAGAAGAAUCUGAAGAAAAACAGAGUACCUAAACAAGGAAUGACGGCACUCAACCUCCACCGGCCAGAGAAGAAGAAGAGAAAAAAGCUGAUGAAGGACUCGCUAUAUCUGGCGGCCAUGCUGCGCCGCUUCACCCGGGAAAAGGAGGAGAUGAAGAAAAGAAUCCCCAGCAUGGCCCACCCAGGCCUGGCAGGAGGCGUGGCUAUCAAGUCCCACUCGGCCAACUCUACGAACCACCUAUUAGCCUCUAACUCCACUCAUCCACAGGGCACCACAGCUAGCAGCGACCUCUCACUGACAGACCUCACCUCGGAUCCAGCUGUGAUAUCACUGCUGGGUUCAGCCAAUGAGAAGGAGCUGCAGGAUCUCCUAGGCGACCUGGACUUCAGCUUGUUGGACACUGAUCAGCAGCACGCCAUGGUGACAGCAAGAGAAAAUGGUAUUCUGGGAGUCGGUGUUCCGGCUCAUAAAGCAGCAGGAGGAGGUGGCCAAGGGCGAGGCCUGGGGUCUUCGAGUGGACUGUUUUCUCCACCCCUGCUGCCUGAUGGGCUGCCUGCUCCUCUUAUUAAACGCAUCGAGGACCUUCGUGCG
Monopterus albus (swamp eel) is the source of this 657-nucleotide messenger RNA. RefSeq names its product ubinuclein-2-like. The annotation marks the transcript as partial. Gene Ontology annotation, cellular component: nucleus. Gene Ontology annotation, biological process: chromatin organization. The record is from RefSeq and is a predicted model, not a curated record. NCBI's taxonomy places the organism in Eukaryota, Metazoa, Chordata, Actinopteri, Synbranchiformes, Synbranchidae. The transcript has 2 exons.